AUGAAAAUCAUCAUGUCGAUGGUUUAAAAAUAAUCUCUUUUCGAUAACACGUGCGACUUUUGUACCUGAAUUCAUUUAUUACGUAAUAAAACUGCAAAAACAUUCAAGAUUACAGCAAGACCCCCAUUAUUAGACCAUCCAUUUCAAAGUGGUUAUGCAACCAACAAUACAUAUGUGGGAAGUCAGUUGCAUCGUAACAAACUGUCAAAUGUCACAAGAAUAAAUUUUCGUAACAAAAGUAAUUUAUUUCGUAAAAAAACUACAACUUAUUCUAUUUUCAACAAUGGUUAAUGUGAUGAAAGGCGUUUUGGUCACCUGUGACCAAGCCAUGAAACAGUUUCUUUUAUAUUUGGAUGAGACGACAAAACUUGGCCGAAAAUUCAUAAUUCAGGAUUUAGAUGAAAAUCAUUUAUUUAUUUCAGCCGAUAUUUUGGAAACGUUACAAGCAAAAAUCGACGAUUUAAUGGAUCAAAUAAGCUUCCCAGUCGCCGAAAAAAGCAAUUAAACAUAAGUUAGGUUAUGUCAUAUUGAUGUGGUUAAUUUAUAAAUAAAACGUGGAAUAACUAUGAAA
Molecule: messenger RNA, 571 nt
Organism: Tribolium madens (black flour beetle)
Lineage: Eukaryota; Metazoa; Arthropoda; Insecta; Coleoptera; Tenebrionidae
Gene: Tfb5
Product: general transcription factor IIH subunit 5
Exons: 2
Coding region: 284-505 (73 amino acids)
Biological process (GO): nucleotide-excision repair, preincision complex assembly; transcription by RNA polymerase II; transcription initiation at RNA polymerase II promoter
Cellular component (GO): transcription factor TFIIH holo complex; transcription factor TFIIH core complex
Source: RefSeq, a predicted model, not a curated record